AUAUUGAUGUGUUCGUUCUAAACUCGACGGGCCGAUAGUACACGUUAUUUUCAUCGUGAAAGUAACAAUGUCAAAGUUAUGCACUCGUCUGUGCGUAAUUCUGUGCUUGACCAUGAAGGAUAUCGCCAGCGCGGGAAUAUGUGACCAAGAAAAUAGUCCUGGCGCUGUCGGGAAAAUUCGCCUAAAGAUCUUCAAAGGUGACAGCUCUUCUCCCACGUCCUCUGGAAACAUCGCAGAAGACAUCGAGGCGGAUAAGGACUCCAUUCUCUACGUACACGGGUUCAUGGAGGGCACGGAAUCUGACAAUGUUCAAAUAAUAGUCAAAGCCUAUCUGGAGAAAGGAGACGUUAACAUUAUCCUAGUCGAUUGGGGUGACAUAGCGAUUGACCUUAACUACGUUUACGUCGCUAGCCAAGUGCCUAUGGUAGGGAAGGUAGUUGCGGAAUCUUUGGAGAAACUCGCGGAGACGAUCGAUUUGAACACGUUGCACGUGAUUGGGCAUUCUUUAGGCGCUCACAUCGCUGGUCACAUCGGGAGAUACGUGAAUAACACCCUCGCUCGGAUAACAGGAUUAGAUCCAGCGCUUCCACUAUUUUACCCCUCCGCGUGUCACAUUAGAUCAACCGACGCAGAGGCUGUCGUUAUACUCCACACGGACGGUGGCUUUUAUGGGACACCUAUAGACACGGGGACUGUUGACUUUUACGCGAACAAGGGAAUCAGUCCUCAGCCGGGUUGCCCUAUAAUCAUCGGAGGAGAACUGUGCAGCCACCAAAGAUCCACCAAGAUAUACGCGGAGUCCUUGACGAAUCCCAAAGCAUUUCUGGCGCACAGGUGCUUUGAUAAAUUAAUAGAUCCCAGAAACGGAGACACGGAGAUUUAUUUUGGUGACUCUACUCCGAAGAACAUAUACGGUGCAUACUGCUUUAACACGAACGCCGAAUCUCCAUAUGGCAAGGGAGCCUAAUCGCUAUAAAUAAAUCAAAGAAAACCUACCCAACAAAUUUCAUUAGAUGUCGAUGCGAAACGUGACAAGUAACAACCCGUCAUUUCACAGAAUAGAAGCUUUCACACGCCAGAAAUAAUAUUACGAAAUGGAAGCCUAACGAGGCACGAUAAAAAAUAAUCUGUUGAAUACAACUAAUUUAAACCACUUCAUCGAGAGAAAAGGAGAAAUACCAGUCACCUCGCGAACUAAUCCCAUGAUUGAGGAAACGUGGAAUGAAAUGAUAAUUUAUCGAUGAAAAUCGAUACGAUUAUUUGAGCAACCAGAAGCAAUCUCGAAAACCGUUGAUCCAACGACGAAUGAUAAAAAUUAAACGAUCUACAUUCCAGUCGAUCGGCACGAAAGAAGAAAUACCAGUCGAGAUUGAGAAAGUGUGUUUAAAUAUUAAAUUAUCAAUGUGAGUUCCGUGUAAUAAUUUCAGCGGAAAUAAAUGAUACUGAGAAGGGGAUAUGUGUCAGUACGUAAAAUGAUCCGACGAUCGGGGAAACGAGCAUAAUGAUAACUUGCCGAUGCGUCUGAUGCGACUGGGAAUUACCGUGGUUCGCUGAACCCAGCUAGAAAAUGGGAUUGCAUGUCGACGUGGUGGAGAUAAAAGUACACGAAUGAAUAAGUAGGUAGGUGUGACAUGAUUGGCGGCAGUUCAUAGACAAACCGUGCUCCCAAACUGCCAGACGCGAGACGCCCUCCAGUUUAUGUUAAUGGCGGCAGUUCCACUUUUAUGCCACCUCGUAAAGCGGAUCGCGGUCGUCACGAUUGGAAAGUAAUCACCCGAGUUUCUUCACCAGCAACCUUAUUGCACAUUCAUACGCGGCGUUUUGCGCCCGUGUCUCGAGAGCUCUGCGAUUUAUUGAAAGCAGAAGAUUCAGACCAUCAAGGAACGUCUCUUGCGUGCUAAUUUUUAUGGAACUCUGUAUUUAGAUUAAACACUGGAAAAUAUUGGACAUAUAUAUUUUUUUCUAUCAGCUGGCACUUAUGUACGAGGGAUGAAAACUACCCUUGUGUCUUUGUAAAUGACACGUUGAGUUAAAUUGCCUGAAAAUUGACAAAACUGAAAGUGAGCAAAUCUAAUUUGUUGUAUUUGUCAUUAAACAUUCAUUAUUGACAAAAACUUGUAAAAUAUAAUAACCAACAACUCUGCCUGAAUUCUCAUAAAAUAACCGUGUACUUUGAAUUCCAAUGGAUUUUGUCCAUUAGGAAUGUCUCGUGAAAGAAUUCUAAGUGUUGAAGGACAUCAUGCUUCCGCCAUGUUGCCUGGCUCAUUAUCAGCUCGUUUCCGGUGUCUCGAAGCCAAGAAUGGCGCUUCCGUUUCGUAAAUCGCACACCCGUUUGGUGGGAUCUAUCCAAUUUGGCCGAGUGACGCAUGAAUAACCAAUUAUAAUUCCAUUUCAUCGUGAAUUAUUCAUUCUAAUCGCGUCGUCCGCUGCGCACUUCCCAGAAGUUUUCAUGGAGCGACUCUUCGACUCUCUAUAUUGUUAUAAAUAUAUGGAAGGAUGAGGAAGAAAAGGAUAAAUGAAGUUCUAACGAAAGAACUUCAGUCUUAUAUUUCCAAAUAUCUAUGAAUUUAGAAGAAAUAGGAAAACAACUGAAAUAUAGGUUCACUGUCGUGAAUGUCUACGCAAUUUUCGUUCGCACUACUCGUUGGCCGAAACAAACGUUUAGGUACGAGCAUGUGCUAGAUCGUGCCACUGCUAUCAAUUAAAGAAACAGAAAUUAAUUAAUCCACGAAUGAAGAACACAGCGACGUAAUCGGUUUUCGAACAAUUCCAGUCGUUUGAAUAAUACAUCCAAGAAGAAUAGAUACAAGGAAGAAUGCAACGUGUCUUCCAGAAUGAAGUGCGACCGGACAUUCUUCCCAGGUUUAGUAUCAUUGGCGGUAAAUUAAAGACCGACCCUCAAAGCGACCGAAGGGAAAUAAAUUCCCUGAACCAGGUGCACGCAAACGAAUUCUAAUCGAACCAAUUUCAUUUGCUAAAACGUCGAGUUCCGCUCGUUUUUCGUCGGCUCCCUUCAAACGUUUCCCGCUAAUUUGCCUAAUUUAACAGACGAAUAAAGUUGGAAGCAGUUGGAAUGCAAUUCUAUCAGUUGAAUUGGAUACAUCGAGUGGCACACUGAUAGUGGCAUCUAUGGUGGGUCGUUUGACCCCUAAAGAAGCUAAAAAAAAUCUCGAAGACCGAUAGUGUAAUUUCUCAAAUAUUUAAUUCCACUCCAGAUCCAACCCUUCAAGUA
Molecule: messenger RNA, 3232 nt
Organism: Hylaeus volcanicus
Lineage: Eukaryota; Metazoa; Arthropoda; Insecta; Hymenoptera; Colletidae
Product: lipase member H-like
Exons: 7
Coding region: 68-967 (299 amino acids)
Molecular function (GO): lipase activity
Source: RefSeq, a predicted model, not a curated record